Messenger RNA from Westerdykella ornata, 2640 nucleotides. Its product is annotated as DNA replication licensing factor mcm5. The coding region runs from base 256 to 2427 and encodes 723 amino acids. The record is from RefSeq and is a predicted model, not a curated record. The transcript has 3 exons. Gene Ontology annotation, biological process: double-strand break repair via break-induced replication; DNA replication initiation; DNA replication. NCBI's taxonomy places the organism in Eukaryota, Fungi, Ascomycota, Dothideomycetes, Pleosporales, Sporormiaceae. Gene Ontology annotation, cellular component: MCM complex; nucleus. Gene Ontology annotation, molecular function: ATP binding; DNA replication origin binding; single-stranded DNA helicase activity.
GCGCCUUGGCGGGAUUUGAGGUGUAAGGAACGUUGUGCGAUGAGUGUGGUGGAACUAUGAGGGUGAUUGAUCGUGCACUCGUUGACGUUGAGAGAGCUAAGAAACGCGCUAACCUAUACAUGGAGUUAAUUGAUGUGAUGAUUAAGCAGCGAUCGACGCGACGCGACGCGCCUUUUCGCGCCCUCAACACCGGCGCUAUACGAACUGCCAGCAACACCCCCUCUGCCCACCAGAACUUCUCGUACAGCGCGCACAAUGGACCGACAAAGUACUUACACAGUCAGUCUCUUCGGGAGCCAGCAUGGCGACGACCGGAAUGAUGGCAGUUCGCCAUCUCGAAUCCAGAGCGCCCUGGUGGAUUUCGUCAUGGAUUUCCACCUUGAUAAUGUCUUCAUUUACAGAGACCAGAUUCGGGAGAAUGUGCUGGUCAAGCAGUAUUACUGCGACAUUGACAUGGCUCACCUCAUUUCCUACAACGACGAGCUGGCAGAUAUGCUUUCCCAGGACCCAGCGGAGAUCAUUCCCCUCUUCGAGGCCGCUUUGAAGAUUUGCACGCAGCGCAUCGUUUACCCCUCGCAAAAAUCCAUUAAACUCCCUGAACACCAACUCCUGCUCCACUCCUCAGCCUCCGAGCUAUCGAUCCGCGACCUGACAGCAUCACAUGUUUCCCGACUUGUACGGAUACCUGGCAUCGUCAUCGGUGCUUCAACGUUGUCAUCCAAGGCGACUGCAUUGGCCAUUCGCUGCCGGAAUUGCGGCCACGAAGACAUCCUCCCGGUGGCAGGUGGAUUCACAGGAGUUUCUCUACCUCGGACAUGUGCCAGGACGAGAACAGAGGGCGAUAAUUCGGAGAAAUGUCCCCUGGAUCCAUACUUUGUGCUACAUGAGCGGUGUCAGUUCAUAGAUCAGCAGGUGCUGAAGCUUCAAGAGGCCCCAGACCAAGUGCCUGUUGGUGAGCUGCCCCGUCACAUCCUGAUUUCUGCGGAUCGCUACCUUGCCAACCGGGUCGUUCCUGGUACUCGGUGCACAAUCAUGGGAGUGUUCUCUAUCUACCAGCAAAAGGGCUCCAAGCGGUCGCAAAACGCAGCAGUAGCCAUCCGAAAUCCCUAUAUUCGCGCUGUGGGUAUUCACGCGGAUGUUGACCACAGCACCAAAGGCAACGCUGUGUUUACCGAAGAGGAGGAGCAAGAGUUUCUGGAGAUGAGUAGGAGGCCGGACCUCUACGAGACCUUCGCCAAUUGCAUUGCCCCGUCCAUCUUCGGAAGUAAAGAUAUCAAGAAGGCAAUUGCGUGUCUUCUGAUGGGUGGUUCCAAAAAGAUAUUGCCUGAUGGUAUGAAACUCCGUGGUGACAUCAACGUCCUCCUCCUGGGCGACCCGGGUACCGCCAAAUCCCAACUCCUCAAGUUCGUCGAGAAAGUCGCCCCCAUUGCCAUCUACACCUCUGGCAAGGGCUCCUCUGCCGCCGGUCUUACCGCCUCUGUCCAACGCGAUCAUAACACGCGCGAAUUCUACCUCGAAGGCGGCGCCAUGGUGCUCGCCGACGGUGGCGUUGUGUGCAUCGACGAGUUCGACAAGAUGCGUGACGAAGACCGCGUCGCCAUACACGAAGCCAUGGAACAACAGACAAUCUCCAUCGCCAAAGCUGGCAUCACCACGAUUCUCAAUUCCCGCACCUCGGUCCUGGCAGCCGCCAACCCCAUCUUCGGCCGCUACGAUGACAUGAAGACCCCCGGCGAGAACAUCGACUUCCAAACCACCAUCCUGUCCCGCUUCGACAUGAUUUUCAUCGUGCGCGACGAGCACGAGCGCGGCCGCGACGAGCGCAUAGCCAAGCACGUCAUGGGCAUUGCCAUGGGCGGCCGCGGCGUUGAGGAGCCCAUCCAAGCGGAAAUCCCAAUCGACAAGAUGAAACGCUACAUUACGUAUUGUCGGCAGAAAUGCGCACCGCGGCUAUCGCCCGAGGCAGCGGAGAAACUGUCGUCCCAUUUCGUGUCGAUUCGCAAGCAAGUCCAUGCAAGUGAGAUGGAUGCGAAUGCUCGGUCUUCGAUCCCUAUCACCGUGCGUCAACUCGAAGCCAUUAUCCGUAUCACGGAGGCGUUGGCCAAGUUGCAGUUGUCACCUGUUGCGGACGAGAAACACGUUGAUGAGGCGAUAAGGCUGUUUUUGGCGUCGACAAUGGACGCUGUUAUCCAUGGCGAGGGCCAGAGUUCCAAGGAGCUCAUGGAGGAGGUGAAUAGGGUUGAGGAGGAACUCAGGCGGCGGAUGCCGAUUGGUUGGCAGGUAAAUCUUUCGACGCUCAAGAGGGAGUUUGUCGAUUCAAAGGGGUAUAGUGAGCAGGCGCUUAGUAGAGCGUUGCAUGUCAUGGCGGCGAGGGAGACGAUUCGGUGGAGGAACGGAGGGGCCGUCGUGUUCAGGAGUAGUGCAUGAAGGAUGGAAUGUUGCGCGCAUUUGGCAUGGCGUUGCGGUGUGGAUAUGCGUUGGGCUAGGGUGCGGCAAUCACGAACACGGAUUUAUGUAGUCUACUUACACAUCUUUUACACCAUCUCGGUUCUAGCUGUCUUUUGAGGUGGACUACGUGUAGAACGGUUGUCCAAUGACAUUCAAUGUUGCGUAGGUGUCAAUAGUCAGUCCCACUCCAUC